CCAAGAUGCAGGUGGGACUAUCGAGCGAUGGUCCCCGGGAAUUGGAAAGAAAAAACGAAAAAGGCUCCCGCGCGACACUUCGGGGGAUGUUUGCGCCAACGUCGACGAUUUCUAUUCUGAUAUGGAUUCGCCGAUUUCGAGUAAAGCUCCAUUGCGAAAUAGACUGGCUCCAGACACUGUCGGGCUUACCACACCGAAGUUGGCGCCGCGGGCACAGACAUCCCCCGCUGGCAGGUCCGAUAUCGAACUUGAUCUGGAUUUGUCUCCGUCGAAGUACAGUUUUUUCCCGGAGCCAGUUUCGGAUCAUCCUCGUGCUAUGGGUGGGGGCGGCACGGGAUACGAUCUUAUAGCCGCAAAGGACAUGAUUUGGUUUCUCAACAGGCGGAUACCACACAAGCACGCGUACUCACUACAUCUGGGAAACAUCUCAAUCUACUGGUUUUGGCAGUAUCCUCUAUUUGAUUUAUUUAUCCUUGCUCUAAUAUUAAACAGCCUCGUCAUAUUAAUGGUCAGAUCAGAGAAGCAGGAUAGCAGUUCCUCCUUCUCCACCUCUCUGACAAUUCGACAGGUUCGGUGCUAAGUUUUGUCGAUAUUUAGUGCGGGCCUUGACGCUUUGUGAAUCGCCAUCACACGCCGUUUCCCAGCGGGACUUUGAGUGGCUCGAUCGCUGGCAGCCACCACGCUACCUGACUGCACGG
Messenger RNA from Amoebophrya sp. A25, 698 nucleotides. The record is from the annotation of a GenBank genome assembly. NCBI's taxonomy places the organism in Eukaryota, Dinophyceae, Syndiniales, Amoebophryaceae.